Molecule: messenger RNA, 1156 nt
Organism: Coffea eugenioides
Lineage: Eukaryota; Viridiplantae; Streptophyta; Magnoliopsida; Gentianales; Rubiaceae
Product: acidic endochitinase SE2-like
Exons: 1
Coding region: 88-981 (297 amino acids)
Biological process (GO): carbohydrate metabolic process
Cellular component (GO): extracellular region
Molecular function (GO): chitinase activity
Source: RefSeq, a predicted model, not a curated record
GAUGGAUCUCUAGGGCAACACAAUCGACCAAGAGACGCAUUCUCAAAACCUAGUAGAUAGAUAGAUACAAACACAGUAACUGAAAACAUGGCGGGUUUAACAUGGUUAUUAUUGCCACUCUUGUCAUCCUCACUGUUGAUGGUAUCCUUGUUCCAGUCCGCACAAGCUGCCGGAAUUGCCGUCUACUGGGGUCAACACGGCGAUGAAGGAAGCUUGGCCGACACAUGCGCCAGUGGAAACUACCAGUUUGUGAACCUGGCAUUUCUGACGACCUUCGGCGGUGGAAAAACACCAGUGUUGAACUUAGCCGGCCACUGCGACCCCCCCUCGGGCACUUGCGCCUCCUUGAGUGCUGAAAUAAAAGGUUGCCAGAACCGAAACAUCAAAGUGCUGCUUUCCCUCGGAGGUCAGAUUGGAAACUACGGCCUUACUUCUGCCGACGAUGCAGGGCAAGUCGCCAAUUACCUCUGGAACACCUUCUUGGGCGGUCAAUCAGGUUCCCGCCCGCUGGGAGAUGCUGUUUUAGACGGUAUAGACUUUGAUAUCGAAACCGGGACAGGCCUGUAUUGGGACGAUCUGGCCAGGGCGCUCUCCCGAUUCAGCUCGCAGAAAAAGGUCUACUUAUCCGCCGCUCCGCAAUGCCCAUUCCCUGAUGGUCAUCUAAGCACGGCUAUCGGCACUGGCCUUUUCGAUUACGUCUGGAUACAAUUUUACAACAACGGGCAGUGUCAGUAUGGGGCUAAUGCUGAUAACCUGAUAGCGAGAUGGAAUCAGUGGACUUCAGUUCCGUCCAAUCAGAUCUUCCUAGGCGUACCAGCAUCCGCAGAUGCUGCCGGCAGUGGUGGGUAUAUUCCACCUAAUGUCCUCACUUCUCAGGUUCUACCAUCCAUCAAGUCGUCGUCUCCCAAGUACGCCGGGGUCAUGAUCUGGAACAAAUAUUUUGACCGCGGAUAUAGUUCAGCUAUCAAGGGCAGCGUCUGAAUUAGUCGCCCUUAUCUUAUGUCCAUCCAGAUUGAUUCCAGAAUAACACGUCUCAGAGGAGACAGUCUUCUCUUCAGGAGUAGCUAUAGGAUAUAUGCACUUCCGUCCAAAUAAUAUCCAUUGUACUUGUACCUCAUCAUCAUCUAGAAAUAAAUAAAUGUUUUUCGGGAUCAUA